UCGGCCUGCUCCCCGGCCGGGGCCGAAAUCGACCUAGUGAGUCCCUCGCGGGUGAACCAGGCCACAACAGAUAGUAGGCGGGUGGUGUCCCAAAGUGCAACUCACCGCCGCGCUGGCUCAGCGUGGCGGUGAGGAUGCACAGACGGUGGUAGUGGCGCGAGGUGUGUAUGGACACUGUUCCCGCGGCAGUAAUGCAAAGCGGCAAACUGCACCUGGCAACCACCGUCGCGGAAAGCGUGGCCCACGAAGCUGGAGGAGUAGAGAGAUUCGUAAACACCACGUCAGUAAGCACCGCUCGCGGGAGAAGGGAGACAACCGCGGGCACCGCGGGGAGGGAGUGCUGCACCCUCCUCGUCAAAACACCACAGGCAAGAACCGAGCUCUGCAGAGAUGGAUUGAUGCGAGGAAACUCGCCGCUCGGAAAAGACGGAAGAAAGCACACCCGCAACGCGAGGUGGACCGAGAGAGACACGAGACCGCAGCGGCCGUCAAGGCAGCUGCGAAGAAGAAGGCACGAGAGGGCGACCUAUCGCUCGGCACGUUCAACGUACGCACGCUCGUCUACAGCGAAUUGUUCGGCGACCGGCUGUGAUGUGAUAGGACUUCAGCAGACCCGACGAGUGGGGCAAGGUUCAACUGCACACGACGGGUACGUGAUCAUCUGGAGUGGCGCCCGUGCUGGCACCAAGGACAAGAGGGGUGUACACGGUGUGGGCAUAGCGAUCAAGGAGGCCAUGUGGGAGAGUGUGGGCGAGGAAGGUAGGACGGUGGAGUGCAUUAGCCCGAGGCUGAUGAAGGUGCGUCUACAAAUUGGCCGCACCUGCGGAGUAACUUUCGUGGUGGGGUACGCCCCCACGGAAACUGUCCGCACCACCGCGGGCGGUGAUGUUAACGCCAAGGACUCCUUCUGGACUGCUCUCGACGCAGCGAUCCGGGAGGUUCACAGCCGUGACCAUCUCGUGGUGCUAAUGGACGCCAACGCACGCACUGGUAGGAGGCGAGAAGGGUGCUGCGAUGCCAAGAAUAUGGGCGCGUACGGACACGACAUUAUGAACAA
This is a messenger RNA of Ectocarpus sp. CCAP 1310/34, 1057 nucleotides long. Lineage: Eukaryota; Phaeophyceae; Ectocarpales; Ectocarpaceae. The record is from the annotation of a GenBank genome assembly.